UAGGCAAGGCAUUCCCGUGUCGUCAGUCCCCCAGGUAUCCUGCAUCUAGUCAUGUGGCGUUUGUUCUUCCUAAUUGCUGCCGUCACGGCGCAGAUCCCCUCGUUGGGAUUCUGUCCUGAUUAUCAGCCGAUGGCAAACUUCAACAUGAAUCGGUUCCUGGGGACGUGGUACGAGGCGGAGCGUUACUUCACGAUAAGCGAGUUGGGCAGCCGCUGUGUCACCACUAAAUAUGAAAGCACGCCCGAAGGUCGCAUCCUCGUAUCCAACGAGAUCACCAACUCUAUGACGGGAAUGAAGCGAGUGCUAGACGGUCACCUGCAGAUGAUAGGCCGCGAAGGCGAGGGUCGCAUGAUUGUGAAGUACGCCGCGCUGCCUGUGCCCUAUGACACAGAGUUUAGUGUGCUUGACACUGACUAUGACACGUACGCUGUCAUGUGGUCCUGCAGUGGUAUCGGCCCGGUUCAUAUCCAAAACGCAUGGGUACUAACUCGCGAUAGGCUCGCACCUCAGUUAGUCUUGCAAAAAGCAUACGCCGCUUUGGAGAAAUUCAAAGUAUCGAGAACAUUCUUCGUGAAGACUAACCAAGAGGACUGCUACAUCCUACCCGAACCGGCCGCAUACUCCGAGUACUCCAAGGAAGCAGGGAUUGAAGUAUCUGGGAAGCACGCCAGUUUGGUUCCCAUUUCCGCCGCUACUGAGGUCGAACCAGUUGUCGAGAAAAAAGUAGAACCUGAAGUUAAGCCUGAAGUGCCUGAGGUUAAAUCUGCUAUCCCGGAAGUCAUCGACGAGCCCCAACUUGUACCUGAAUUAAAGGCAGCCGAAACUAUGGCUAAGGAAGAGAAGACAGAAAUGCCAGAACAAACUACUGAAGUCAAGAAAGAGAUGCCAGAAAUGAAAGAAGAACCGAAGGAAAAAGAUCUUCCAGUUAAGCCGAUACAAUAACUUGUCCCACUAAGGGUAGUCCGCAAGUUGUACUUAGCUCAAAUGAUAGUGCGAAGCUUUCCAAAAGGCUUGUACCAAAUAAAACCUUGCCGUGGGAUUCGUGAUGUUUUAAUAGUGUUAGAUUUUCAAUAGUUAUAAUUAAAUGUGACUUUUUCUUGUCAGACCAAUUGUAAUAAACGAAUUAAUAAAA
Papilio polytes (common Mormon) is the source of this 1132-nucleotide messenger RNA. RefSeq names its product apolipoprotein D-like. Bases 52 to 942 code for a protein of 296 amino acids. The record is from RefSeq and is a predicted model, not a curated record. Gene Ontology annotation, molecular function: pigment binding. The transcript is spliced from 5 exons. Lineage: Eukaryota; Metazoa; Arthropoda; Insecta; Lepidoptera; Papilionidae.